Baudoinia panamericana UAMH 10762 is the source of this 2202-nucleotide messenger RNA. RefSeq lists its product as uncharacterized. The record is from RefSeq and is a predicted model, not a curated record. The transcript is spliced from 2 exons. Gene Ontology annotation, molecular function: chloride channel activity. Gene Ontology annotation, biological process: chloride transmembrane transport. Gene Ontology annotation, cellular component: cortical endoplasmic reticulum. NCBI's taxonomy places the organism in Eukaryota, Fungi, Ascomycota, Dothideomycetes, Mycosphaerellales, Teratosphaeriaceae. The coding region runs from base 1 to 2202 and encodes 733 amino acids.
AUGGCGAAGAGCCAUGCUCUACGGUCCAACAUGGGCAUCGACUAUGUCGUGGUAUUCCGCUUUGCCACAACAGACAAGGUAAAGGCGACGGAGCGCUUCGAAGAAUUGCUAAGACGGCUUGCUUCUGUCGGCCUUGCGACCGAGGUUCGAAAUGGCGAGCACCACUCUAUCCUCAUCUUCGUCCGAGUUUCGAGUGAAGAGCACAUGUUCGGCGAGAUCUACCGCUCUCGCGUGAAAGACUGGGUCCACGGCGUGAGGUCAGCAGAACCUACAAGGGAAACGCGCAAAGCUUUGGAGCACGACCCUAUGACCGAGGCGGAGCGUCUACGGAUCAUCUACCAGCUCAUCACGAACCCGCAACAGGAGGGCGGAGCGGGCAUCACACCCAGGAAAGGCGAGUGGGAAAAUGUGGAGUCCGUUUUUGCGUUGCACGACCAUGUCUACAACAAGGAGUGGAUUACGAAAUGGUCCACGCAAUGGCUGUUGACCAUGGAGGACAUUGACGAGAUCCGCAAUCGACUCGGCGAGAAGAUUGCCUUCUACUUCGCCUUUACGCAGACUUACUUCACCUUCCUUCUCUUCCCGGCCGGCUGUGGCGUUUUCGCCUGGGCUUUCCUGGGCUACUACAGCUCGUUCUACGCCGUGCUAUGCAGCUUGUGGUGUGUGGUCUUCACCGAAUGGUGGAAGCACCAAGAGCACGACUUAGCAAUACGGUGGGGCGUUCGAGGCGUGAGCAGCAUCGAGACGAAACGGCACAAGUUCAAGCCAUCCAUCAUGUCGGUUGACUCCGCCACCGGUGAAAAGCAGCAAACAUUCCCGGCCACGGAUCGACUGCAGCGACAGCUCCUGCAAGUUCCCUUCGCUAUUGCCGCAGUUCUCGUCCUCGGCACCAUGAUUGUCACUUGCUUCGGCAUCGAGAUCUUCAUCUCUGAAGUCUACAACGGCCCGCUGAAAAGUGUGCUUGUAUAUUUGCCCACGGUCCUGCUGACCACUGGUCUACCUAUGCUGACAGGCAUGCUCACCACGUUCGCGACCCGACUCAACGACUUCGAAAACUACGAGACCGAGUCUCACUAUAACAGCGCUUUGACCAGCAAACUCUUCAUCCUCAACCUUAUCACGUCAUACCUGCCAGUCUGCCUGACGGCUUUCGUCUACGUUCCUUUCGGGAGUCUCAUCGUGCCGUACCUGGACAUCUUCAGCCUGACUGUCAGACCGUUUGCGGAGAAUGAAAAGCAGCUCAAGGCACCCAAACACCCUAGCCAGUUUACGAUUAACCCGGCUCGCCUGCGAAACCAAAUGUUCUACUUUGCGGUGACGAGCCAGAUUGUAAAUUUCGUACUCGAGGUCAUCGUGCCGUACGCUAAGAGGCAAGGCUUUAUUAGGAUGAAGCAAUACCAAUCUUCGCGUGCGCAAAAGGCCGGUGGCAUUGCUCCUUCGGCUGGUGCCGACGAUCCGCCGGACGAGAAGGAGUUUCUUGCGCGCGUGCGUAGCGAAGCGGAAAUGGACAUCUACAAUGUCAACGAUGACCUCAAGGAAAUGGUCGUGCAGUAUGGCUAUCUGGCGCUGUUCUCCGUCAUCUGGCCGCUGGUGCCGGUCAGUUUCUUGAUCAACAACUGGAUCGAACUGCGUGGUGAUGCUGUCAAGAUCUGCGUUGAGAUGCAAAGGCCGACGCCGGAAAGGGCCGAUAGUAUUGGUCCUUGGCUGGAUGCGCUGAGCUUUUUGACGUGGAUGGGCAGCAUCACAAUGUCCGCUCUAGUGUAUAUGUUCAGCAACGACGGCGUCGGUCCGGACGGCACACCGACCGACAUCAAGGCUUGGGGUUUACUACUUGCCAUCUUCUUCUCAGAGCACAUAUACUUGAUCGCCCGAUGGGCCGUAGCGACCGCCAUCAGCAAGCUCGAUAGCCCCGGCAGACAAAAGUCACGUCGCGACCGCUACCUGACGCGGCAGAAGCUGUUCGAAGAGUCACUUGAUCAGACACAUAAGCUUCCCUCGCUCGCCGAGAAAGGUGCAGAGAUUACUAGGAGUAGUCUCGAAGAGGAAGCACGUGCGAGUACCCUGCAAGGUGGCGCAACGCCUGAAGAGCGGUUCUGGGCCAGACAGCGCGGCUGGAAGGAGGCGGCGCAGGUUGGCAAGGGUUUCAUUGAGCGUACGAUGCCGGACGAGAAUGAGGCGGCAAAGGGGAAGAAAGAGUUGUAA